GAGGAGGGGAGGGAUAGCCACCACGAUCAGCCUUUUUGACUCGCCCGAGUCUGCUCUGCCAUCAUGGCUUUACACGCACUGUGAAUUCCCUGACGUCGUCAAUCUGCUCUGCCCUUGGCCUGUUGCGAUGAUGAGGAAGUGGACAGCGCUCAGAGGUCCGAGCGUUGCGCUGCGCUAAAAGGAAGCGUUGUUGAAUGCUGCGCAGCGCGACGAUGGACGAGGGAGCCGAGCGUGAGCGAUGUUCAAGCCGCGAUCAACGAGGGGAGCCGUGCGAGAGAAUGGAGAUGAAGUUGCGAAGCAGACGCGAUGGAGCGAGCAUCGUCGUCGAUGUCUGCGACUAGACUACUGCAUUGUGAGCCAAUCAGCGCCGCCGCCGUCGCCCAACUUUCUUUGUUCGUCCCACAGGGUCCAGGAGUCGCGGCGUGAAGCUCGCGGCGUUGAAGCUCGCGGCGUUGAAGCUCGCGACUUGACGCCGCGCCCGCCUCAGCUCCCAACUCCGGUCGGCUGCAACGGCGGCGACGAGGGCGGCGACGAUGACGAGGGCAAAUGCAACGAACAAAGGCGGUCGAGGCGUAGUCAUGAAUGGCCCGUCCGUCCUUUGAGAGGGAGCGGAUCUCAUUGCAAGUCUGCGGUACGGCCUCUGCCAUGUCGCUGUCGCAGUCCCUGGUGCUGGUGCUGGUGCUGGGCGGAACGAGCCGUCGAUCGAGCUUUAACUUUCUCUACUCACCCGAUUCAGCCCCAAGCUGUCCCUCCAAGCUGCUGGCGCGAUAGUGAAGAUGUGUCGACCAGACGAUGGCAACGGCGAUAGAUGAAGUGGCGGCAGAACGAGCUGAUCAAGGAAACGCGGAAAGAGGAGGACGGAGGAGG
Messenger RNA from Jaminaea rosea, 867 nucleotides. RefSeq lists its product as hypothetical. Bases 239 to 808 code for a protein of 189 amino acids. The transcript has a single exon. NCBI's taxonomy places the organism in Eukaryota, Fungi, Basidiomycota, Exobasidiomycetes, Microstromatales. The record is from RefSeq and is a predicted model, not a curated record.